Bradysia coprophila is the source of this 1842-nucleotide messenger RNA. RefSeq names its product arginine kinase Lit v 2-like. The record is from RefSeq and is a predicted model, not a curated record. Lineage: Eukaryota; Metazoa; Arthropoda; Insecta; Diptera; Sciaridae. Gene Ontology annotation, molecular function: creatine kinase activity. Gene Ontology annotation, biological process: phosphocreatine biosynthetic process.
CCCAACAUUAACGUAUGGCAGUCUAUUCACAUCAUUUUGCAUAUUUCCACGAAAAUAGCAAAACAUUUGCGGACGAGAUAACGAUGAGCACGAUUGACGAAAAACGAGCUGCUUUCCAUCAGUAUCUUGCAUCCAGCGGAGUAAUCAGUGCGUUGAGUAAAGCUCUAAUCAAACUGUACGAAGAGCCACACAAACCGGAUGAUCCUGUUAAUUUUGUGCGGAGGCAUAUGGGUAGCGAAGAUUUUUUCAUAUUGGGUGAUGGAAAAGUACAAAAUGCAGAAGAAGAAUUGGUGUUAAGUUCAUUGUUAGAAAAGAAGGGUGAUGAAACCGAGGAAGUAACAGUGAUCGAUAAUGACGAAAUUAAAAUGGCCGAGUCAGAAGUUAAAUCAGAGGUCGAGCAAGUGGCCAGUGCUGAGGAAGAUGAUAAACCACCAGAGGAUACAGAGACAGCAAAUACUAAUGCGGUCGAAGGAACAGAAGGCGCCGACGAUAAGACAACUGACGAGGAGGUCGAUCAGCUUCGGGCUGAUUUCGAAAAAAUGAAAUCCAACGAAGAAUGCGAUUCGAUGCUGAAAAAACAUUUGACCGAUGAGAUCUUCGAGAAUUUGAGAAAUGUGAACGUGGACGACGGUGGUGUCAGCCUAGGCGACUGCAUCAAAUCAGGUUUGGAAAAUCAUGAUUCUGUGCUGGGUAUUUACGCGACAAAUCUGCAGUGCUAUGAUCAGUUCAGUGAGAUUUUCGAUCCGGUCAUCGAAGCAUAUCACGGUUUUGGAAAAGAGGCUGUCCAAGCGAACAAUGAUUGGGGUGACCCUCAAGCAUUUGAACUAUUCAGUGAAAAUGACGAAGUUGUGGUAUCGAUUCGCAUUGGAUGUACGCGUAACAUGGAAGAGUAUCCAGUUGUUUGUCGGAUGAGCGAGGACAAUUUGAACGAAUCUUUGGCUAAAAUAAAAACGACAACUGAAGGAUUCGAAGAUGGCACUAAAGGGACAUUUUACCUGAUGUCAGAUCUAACGGAGGACAACGAAGCUGAAUUGAAAGAUAUUGGUGGGCUCAUGGAUAAUACUGACAAAUAUCUAUCUUCGGCUAGUGUUUAUCAAAAUUGGCCGACAGGCCGUGGAGUUUUUGUGGCCGAUGAUAAGUUAAUGAUAAUCCAGGUCAAUGCAGAAGAUCAUCUCAAGUUCAUUGCAAGGGAAUCGAGCAAGGACUUCGGUAAAAUAUACCAACGACUUGUCGAUACUGUCACCCUAUUCGAACUCCCGCUCAUUCGGCACGAUAGAUUAGGAUGGCUGACUUUUUGCCCGUCAAAUCUUGGGACGUCGUUGAACAUUGCAGUCGAGUUAAAGUUGCCGAAACUACACUCAAAUCCUGACAAACUUCAAGAGAUCAUUACCAGUUCGCCGAUUCAAUUGAAAAUAACGGACAGCGGAGCAGAUAGCACAUACACAUUGACCAAUCAAACAACGCUGACCGAAUGCUCUGAAUUUGAAUUGGCCAAGCAGUUUUACGAUGUCGUUCAAGCGAUCAUUGAGUUCGAAACUAGUGCUGAAUGAGUAGUGAAUAAUUGAAGGAAAAAAAAUUAAUUCUAAAAUCUGACCUUCCACUGUUGCUUCUCCGAAUCGACUCGCUUCACAACUUUCACAAUUUUCACUUUGUUAGAGUCUUCGAUUUCGGACAAUUUAGCCGUCACUUGCCAUGAGUGCAAUACUUUAUCGUUGAUUUUGUGAUUCAAAUUCAAGUCAAUCUCUUUCAAAUUGAUGACCAGCUGACCGUCAAUCUGUGUAAAUUAGAAGAAAAAAAUAAAGAAACAAAAAUUUGUUGAAUUUUAUGUUAGUUAACGGAACA